Molecule: messenger RNA, 303 nt
Organism: Ilex paraguariensis (yerba mate)
Lineage: Eukaryota; Viridiplantae; Streptophyta; Magnoliopsida; Aquifoliales; Aquifoliaceae
Source: the annotation of a GenBank genome assembly
AUGCCAACGUGGUACCGGGCAUGGGAGAAAUUCAUACUCAUAUGGGCUCUAUACUCAUCUUUCUUCACCCCCUUUGAGUUUGGGUUCUUCAGGGGAUUGCCCAAGAACCUCUUCUUUUUGGACAUAGCGGGUCAAGUAGCUUUUCUUUUUGACAUUGUCCUGCAAUUCUUCAUCGCCUACAGAGAUCGUCAGACCUAUAAAAUGGUCUACAAGCGCACCCCAAUUGCUCUUCGGUACUUGAAGUCUCACUUCAUCUUUGAUUUUCUCGGCUGUAUGCCUUGGGAUGCUAUCUAUAAGUAUUAA